Molecule: messenger RNA, 2388 nt
Organism: Manduca sexta (tobacco hornworm)
Lineage: Eukaryota; Metazoa; Arthropoda; Insecta; Lepidoptera; Sphingidae
Product: dolichyl-diphosphooligosaccharide--protein glycosyltransferase subunit STT3B-like
Biological process (GO): post-translational protein modification
Cellular component (GO): membrane
Molecular function (GO): dolichyl-diphosphooligosaccharide-protein glycotransferase activity
Source: RefSeq, a predicted model, not a curated record
GUUUUUGUGAUUGGCAAUUAUUUUGAGAGAGACGUGUCCUUCUGUCAGUGAGCCAAAAAGUCAAUUUCACUUUGGAGUUGAAUUGUUGGAACUGAUGUAUGAAAAUAAUAUUGUUGUGAACGUAGAGAUUAUUUAUUAACUUAGUGAAGGAGCGAGAUGCCGUCCACCGCCGUUCCGAAGUCUAAUAAUGGCCAAAAUAGGGGUAUAUUUAAAAACACUGCCGGCAGUAGCACGCUCAUCACUGUUACGGUAUUGUCACUGGCUUGGCUGGCCGGCUUCGCGUCCCGGCUUUUCGCUGUGAUACGUUUCGAAAGUAUAAUUCAUGAGUUCGAUCCUUGGUUUAACUAUCGCUCCACAGCGUAUAUGGUACAGCAUGGUUUCUAUAAUUUCCUCAACUGGUUCGAUGAGCGCGCGUGGUACCCCCUGGGUCGAAUUGUGGGGGGGACCGUAUACCCUGGUCUAAUGAUCACGUCAGGCACCAUACACUGGAUAUUGCACGCGCUAAAUAUCCCCAUUCACAUUAGAGAUAUUUGCGUUUUCCUAGCACCGGUGUUCAGUGGUCUAACUGCAAUAGCAACAUAUCUUCUGACGUCUGAACUGUGGUCUCGUGGAGCGGGGCUGUUUGCAGCAUGUUUUAUAGCCAUAGUGCCUGGGUACAGCAGUAGAUCAGUUGCGGGAAGCUAUGACAAUGAAGGCAUAGCUAUUUUCGCACUUCAGUUCACAUACUACCUCUGGCUUAAGAGUGUCAAAAGCGGGUCCAUAUUCUGGUCAAUUUGUACAGCAUUAUCUUAUUUCUACAUGGUGUCAGCAUGGGGUGGCUAUGUGUUCAUCAUCAAUUUGAUACCACUUCACGUAUUUGUGUUGCUGAUCAUGGGCCGUUUCUCUCAAAGACUGUUUGUCAGUUAUUCUGUUUUCUAUAUAGUUGGACUGUUGUUGUCAAUGCAGAUACCCUUUGUCGGUUUCCAACCGAUACGUACAAGUGAACACAUGGCAGCGUCUGGUGUGUUUGCGCUGUUAAUGGCUAUUGGUGCUCUCAAGUACCUGCACAGUUUGAACCCUAAGGGACAAUGGAAGCAGUUGUUGAUACUGGGCGGCAUGCUGGCUGCUGCGGCCGUGUUCCUUGUUGUAGUUCUGUUGACGUACAUGGGUGUUAUUGCUCCUUGGAGUGGACGGUUUUACUCGCUAUGGGACACGGCGUAUGCCAAAAUCCACAUCCCGAUCAUAGCGUCGGUGUCUGAACAUCAGCCGACCACGUGGUCGUCUUUCUUCUUCGACCUGCACGUGUUGGUGUGCACCUUCCCCGUCGGCCUGUGGUAUUGCAUCAAGAACAUUAAUGAUGAGAGAGUGUUUAUGGCCCUGUACGCGUUAAGUGCGGUAUACUUCGCCGGCGUGAUGGUCCGCCUGAUGCUGACGCUGACGCCGGUGGUGUGCGUGCUGUCGGGCAUCGCGUUCUCGAUCCUGCUCGACCUGGUGCUCAAGGAGGACGACCAGCCCGUGCUCACUGUAGAGAACGACGAGUCCAAGAAUCUAUAUGAUAAGGCUGGCAAGCUAAAGAAGCGUACACACGAGACGGUGCCGCCGCCUGACAACGGGCUCGGCAUGAACGUGCGCUCGGGCACGCUCAUCGCGUUCAUGAUCCUGCUGAUGUUGUUCUCCGUGCACUGCACGUGGGCGACGUCCAACGCGUACUCCAGCCCAAGUAUCGUGCUGGCCAGCUAUGGGAAUGAUGGAUCUCGUAAAAUCCUCGACGACUUCAGGGAAGCAUACGGCUGGCUGUCUCAGAACACGGCGGAAGACGCUAGAGUCAUGUCCUGGUGGGAUUAUGGAUAUCAGAUAGCAGGAAUGGGCAACCGCACAACACUAGUGGACAACAACACGUGGAACAACUCCCACAUAGCUCUCGUGGGCAAGGCGAUGGCGAGCAACGAGAGUGCCGCCUACGAGAUCAUGACCAUGCUCGACGUGGACUACGUGCUCGUGAUCUUCGGCGGCGCCAUCGGGUACUCCGGCGACGACAUCAACAAGUUCAUAUGGAUGGUGCGCAUCGGAGGAGAGCAUCCUAAGGAUAUACAUGAAGCGGAUUACUUUACUGAGAGAGGCGAAUACAGGAUAGACACAGAAGCGUCCAAAACAAUGUUGAAUUGUCUAAUGUACAAAUUAUCAUAUUAUAGAUACGAUAGUGGCGGCAGUCCGCCCGGCUACGACAGAACGCGCGGCGCGCUGCCGGGCAACAGGGGGUUCAAGCUCACGUACUUAGAGGAGGCGUACACCACCGAGCACUGGCUUGUGAGAAUAUACAGAGUUAAAAAACCAGACGAGUUCAAUCGUCCGCGACUGCCUUUAGCGAAACGUACAGUACCAACAAGCAAUACUAUUUCUAAAAGGUAA